Lasiosphaeria miniovina is the source of this 1126-nucleotide messenger RNA. RefSeq lists its product as uncharacterized. Lineage: Eukaryota; Fungi; Ascomycota; Sordariomycetes; Sordariales; Lasiosphaeriaceae. Gene Ontology annotation, molecular function: DNA-binding transcription activator activity, RNA polymerase II-specific. The transcript is spliced from 2 exons. Gene Ontology annotation, biological process: regulation of transcription by RNA polymerase II. The coding region runs from base 230 to 1078 and encodes 282 amino acids. The record is from RefSeq and is a predicted model, not a curated record.
CCUGCCUCGAUCGCAAGAACCAAUGACCAGAGCAAUACUCUCUCUCAGAGCGAACACGACAACGCCGCUACCGCCUCAAAUGCUCAAUCGGCAAUGCACCAGAGUUAUCUGUCUCUGGUGAUGACAGAGUCUAGCAAAACUUUCGACACUCAAGACGUUUUUCUCUUGGUUCAUUUCACGUCAACCACUAGCUUCGACCUGCUUGGAAGUCAAAAGCUCUGGGCUAAAGAUGCAAUGCAGCUCGCGUUCCAGCACAAUUUCCUCAUGCACGCAAUACUUGCUCUCUCAGCUCGUCACCUGCAAGAGGCGGCACCCCUCCUAUCUCAGAAAUGCCUAUCUUAUGACUAUAGUAUGCUCGAGGCACAUCAGUUCUAGAGAGCUCUGUCAGGCUUUAGCAACGGGCUCAAUAGCGGCACCUAUUCAACUCAAGAUGCAGGCCUCGCCACGUCAUUCUUCUUUUUUUUUUUACGCCAGCGCAGCCUGCAAUGCCGAUCAACCCCCGGCACAGGCCUGCGAGGGCGCCUCUUUUACAUUCCUUCGCGGCAUUCAGACACUUGUCGCCAACAGCUCUUCUGUUGCCCAUAGUGGCCUCUUUAAGACUUUGGUUGCGCCGCCCCUCUUGUUACCGACUCUCUUUCCACAAGCCGUCACGGUCGUCGGACCUGGUGCAACCCUGAUGGGACUUCUUGACGGACUGGCUGCUAGCUCUCCCUUUCAAGAAAAAAGAGAGCUAUAUGUCGAGCGGAUUGAGUCUCUCACAUCAUAUCUCUCUGCAGCUACGAGGCAAGAUAUCGGGGCUGAGGUAGCCGAAGAAUUGCUUUUGGCAUGUUUUACAUGGCAGGCAUUUUGCCUAGCUGCGUUCGUCGCUGCGACCAACAAACAAGAUCCGAUUGCCUUGGCCUUCUUGGCGCACUAUUAUGCGGCAGUCGAAUUAAUCAUACGUGUGGUUAAGAACAAGUUUUGGUGGUGGCAGAACAGACCAAGGCAUAUGGUAAAGCUGAUUGGCCAAUCCAUCGACUUGGCAUGGGUGGCUUGGGUUGCAUGGCCAAUGGAGGUCAUUCAGAUGUUGGGAAGGUAAAUAGGACUAAGUUCUAGGGACGGAACUAGGGACCGUAUUGCUUAAAGG